AUGAGCAACGGUGUAGAGAGAGAUCAGGGUUAUGUUGACUAUUCUGCAGAAGUAGAGGAGACUCCCGACAAGGAAGGGAAAACAAACGAAAAGUUUAUGUCAGUUGGCGCAUGGCAACGCAUAAAGGGUGGCAAGCCAGCCUUUCUUGUUCAGCUUCAUUUCCAUCUAAGCCAAGCCGCAAAUACAGGGCUGGAUGACAUAUUCUCGUGGCAGUCUCAUGGCCGAUGCUUUGUAGUGCACAGUCAAAAGCGAUUUGAACAUUGGUUUCGACAAACGAAAAUAUCAUCCUUUCAAAGGCAGCUGAACCAUUAUGGAUUCAAAAGACUGACAAAAGGUUUUGAUAGGGGAGGCUACUAUCACGAGCUUUUCCUGCGCACUAAGCCAUUCUUGGUCCAUCGUAUUAAACGCAAAGUCAAAAAGGGAACCGGUAGACAACCACCCGACAUGCCUAGGCAGGAACCCAACCUGUAUUUGUAUCCCUUCUUGCCACAAACGGUAUUUCAAGUUUCCGGCAGAAGAGCACAGAUUUCCGACAGUUCGGCUGGAUUCGUCACAACGACUAAACCAGAAAGUCAGGGACAAGUGUUGCCACUAAUCCCGGUCGAGGAUUCCCGCAGCUUGCCGAAGUUCGUUUCCGAAGUCUGCACUAAUAACCAAACGGUCCCGGUAGACCGCUGCCUUUCCACUAAAAUCCAUGACCAGAGUCUCCUGGAAGAAUCUGUCCGAGCUGUUGCAAACUCACGUUCUCUACCGCCGUUUGAGCGUGCCGUACCGUCUACAUUGGCACUAUCACAGGCGACGUAUGAUUCCAAUAUCCGCAUGUUGCUGUUGCUGCGGGAGGAACAGGCGCAAGCUGAAGCAUUCGAACAAACCAGAGUACAUCAGCAGCUACUGCUCGAAGCGAAUCUUCUCAUUGGUUGGCGUAGCGAAAGACAAUCGGUCUGGUUCGAAGAUGGAAAUUGCAACCGCGGACAUGAUUGUGAAAUGCGGCUUGCCAACGCUGCAGCUUACCAGCAACAGCUUUCACCACAAUCACCCUCGGAUCCCCAAAAAAUUUCGCUUCCCAAUUUGUAUCGAAUUUUGAGGCAAAAUGGUUAUUGA
Messenger RNA from Phaeodactylum tricornutum CCAP 1055/1, 1101 nucleotides. RefSeq lists its product with no specific name. Gene Ontology annotation, molecular function: sequence-specific DNA binding; DNA-binding transcription factor activity. The coding region runs from base 1 to 1101 and encodes 366 amino acids. The record is from RefSeq and is a predicted model, not a curated record. Gene Ontology annotation, biological process: regulation of DNA-templated transcription. The transcript is spliced from 3 exons. NCBI's taxonomy places the organism in Eukaryota, Bacillariophyta, Bacillariophyceae, Surirellales, Neidiaceae.